CCAAGGGGUAUGUAACCACGCUAGCGGAGGAUAUAUAGGGUGCAUAUCCUCCGAGUAGGUGUGACAUAUCUGACUUAUACCACGUGACCGCAGCACUAUAAAAGGACCUCCCCCUAGCAACAAUUCAAUCACGAUGCAGACUGCAAAAAAGAACAAGACUAUGCCAAAAUUUGCAGCCGUCAAAGAGCUAGUUGAGCAACAUGUUGACUCCUACAGAUGCUCAAGAGCUUCCUUGGUCCAAUUAGCGUUGACCAUUCAACGUCCCUUAUUACUGGAGUUGCAAGCUCUUGGAUAAAAUGUAUCUAAACCGCGCCCAUGGACCCAUGGAAGCUUAGCCAUCUUGUUGGAGAGCACCUUCCCUGUUUCUGCCGUCGCUUUGAGUCUUAGUACCGUCAAGCAUGGCUCUUUUCUCUUUGCUUACUUUCUUGAACAAAUGAAAAAACUAAAAAACAACUUGAAAAACUGUGCAUGCCUGGGGCUGUAUGCUAAUAUUCUAUAUAUCCUGAUAUAUAGCUGUUGACCAAUGAGAUCAAUUUGUGGUGACAUAAGUGUGGUAUAAUUAUAUAAACUACAAAAAAGAGUCAAGGCUAAACUCAGAGAAGACUGGCACAAUUGUAAGAAAAAAGGACGAAAAGAAUAGCUAUGGAGAUUAUGGAUAUGGAUCCUGAAAAAUAAAUGUGCGGGGAAGACAAGGACAGUACAACUGAUAGUAAUAGUAGCAACAAUGGUGCUAGCCAAGCCACAGAAACCUGCAUGCAUGGUUGAAGAGCAAACUGUUUGAGAUUGUUGCCAUAGUGGUAACGUUACAUUCUUCACAGCUUUAUCAUCCAGUUGCUUUCAUGGUAAUUCAAGCACAACGGCUUGUAAUGCUAAAAGCUCUAGGAUAAAUGCGCCGGGUUGCUUCUAUUAUAGGAUUCGCUUUGCUUGUAGUGGUUACUUAGAUAUGCUUUGCAUAGAAGAGCAAAAAGUAGAACACAAGUUCGAUCUCUAAGUGGAGUUAUGUAAAAACCCAACAAUUGGGGUUUUCGUUUCUGUCAGUUGUUCCCUAUUUCUUCUUUUACCACACUGAAAUGUACUCAAACAUAUAUAGACCAAAAGUAAUCACAAUAUUGGAAGUUGUAUACUGAUUGUGUAAUGGAAUGUACACAUGUAUAUAUACCUGGAGAGACCCAGGCUAAUAAUGUGAGAGGUUGCACAGUAAUAAUUACCAUGGUGAUGCAGCCUGUGAAGUAUAAUCACGAGUAACUGCCUAAUCCUGAAGCAUGUGGCACAAAUAAAUAUAAUUAUAUCAGUGUUUGUGUACCCUACCAAAGCAUAAGUAUACUCAGAGAACUACUCUAAGUAACUGUCAGCUAUACGGCAAACUAAACAAUUGAUUCAACCAUGUCAAAUGAUGGUAUAAACAUUUUGGAUAGUACUCUUGCUAGUACAAUUGGAGUACCCUCGAACAAUACAGCUAAUAGCCAAGGUAGUGAGCCCAAUAAAGCUGCAGCAAGUGAGAAAGAAUGUAUCGAUCCCGACAAAGCUGUUGGAAGAAAGGAUGUAAGCAAACCCAAUAAAGCUCCAGGGUGUGGAGAUUGCAAGAAAUUGCUGAAGGGUACUACUUUCAAAGUAGCUGUUGUGGCUGUUGUGCUUGUUGUGGGAAUUGGAAUUUCAAUUGUGGUAAUUGCCACAAAAUUUAAUCAAAGGCUUGAACAUCUAGAGAAUAAUUCAAGAGGCACGGGUACAGCAGUGGAGGUAUUUCAACAACUGGAGGCUUUACAACAAAACAUUUCCGAUCUGAACAACAGGUUUUCAGAAUUGCAAACCAACUAUACUAAGCAAGAGGCACAGCUUCAGUAUUCUCAGACUAAUCAAGCAAAUCAAACUAUGCAGAAUCGUGAGGAAAUAGAAACCAAUGCCGAUGGUUUCGCUUCACUGGAUAGAAAGGUAGCUGAACAAAAAGAGCGACUGAACUCGAGCAUCAGAGACACAGGCCAGAAGUUGGAGACGAUUCAAGAAGCUACUGCCGAGGCUUUUGCUGCACUGGAUGGAAAGGUAGCUGAACAAGAAGAGUAACUGAACUCGAGCAUCAGGGACAUAGGACAGAAGUUGGAGACGAUUCAAGAAACUACAGCCAAGGGUUUUGCUGCACUGGAUGGAAAGGUAGCUGAACAAGAGGAGCGACUGAACUCGAGUAUCAGAGACAUAGGACAGAAGUUGGAGACGAUUCAAGAAGCUACUGCCGAGGGUUUCGCUGCACUAGAUGGAAAGGUAGCUGAACAAGAGGAGCGACUGAACUCGAGCAUCAGAGACAUAGGACAGAAGUUGGAGAUGAUUCAAGAAGCUACUGUCGAGGCUUUUGCUACACUGGAUGGAAAGGUAGCUGAACAAGAAGAGCGACUGAACUCGAGCAUCAGGAACAUAGGACAGAAGUUGGAGACGAUUCAAGAAACUACAGCCGAGGGUUUUGCUGCACUGGAUAGAAAGGUAGCUGAACAAGAAGAGCGACUGAACUCGAGUAUCAGAGACAUAGGACAGAAGUUGGAGGCGAUUCAAGAAACUACAGCCGAGGGUUUUGCUGCACUGGAUGGAAAGGUAGCUGAACAAGAAGAGCGACUGAACUCGAGUAUCAGAGACAUGGGACAGAAGUUGGAGACGAUUCAAGAAACUACAGCCGAGGGUUUUGGAAAGGUAGCUGAACAAGAAGAGCGACUGAACUCGAGUAUCAGAGACAUAGGACAGAAGUUGGAGACGAUUCAAGAAACUACAGCCGAGGGUUUUGCUGCACUGGAUGGAAAGGUAGCUGAACAAGAGGAGCAACUGAACUCGAGCAUCAGGGAAAUAGAACAGAAGUUGGAGACGAUUCAAGAAACUACAGCCGAGGGUUUUGCUGCACAGGAUGGAAAGGUAGUUAAACAAGAAGAGCGACUGAACUCGAGUAUCAGAGACAUAGGACAGAAGUUGGAGACGAUUCAAGAAACUACAGCCGAGGGUUUUGCUGCACUGGAUGGAAAGGUAGCUGAACAAGAGGAGCGACUGAACUCAAGCAUCAGGGACAUAGGACAAAAGUUUGCGAUGACCCAAGAAGCCAUUGCUGCAAACUCAAAUCAAAUUAAUAUUCUCAAUGCAACAAUAAGAGAUGCAUAUGGCCUCGGAACUAACAUUACUAGAUUCGUAACGGAGAGUGAGCUACUAGCUUUAGAGGCACAGCUGCGUGCAGUGAAUACAAGUGUACAACUACAGGGUGCAAGUAUAGAGAAGCUAAGAGUGGAUACUUCGAGAAAUAUUUCUGAGGUGAGGGAGAGGACGGAUGUCAUUAGAGAUGAUGUCCUUCGCAACAUUAACGAACCUAACAACGCAAGAACAAAUCUGAGCAAAAGAAUUGAUGAAGUGGCGAGUGCACAAGAUACGAAGACAGCCUUGCUGAGUCAACACAGUGCAAGUAUUAGCAAUCUUGAGGAUGAAGUCGAUGCUUUAAAAAGCUCAGGAAUAGGUGCGGUUGCUUCAUUUGCAAGUAUUAUAGCUGCGCUUGCCGUCUUCCUAAUUAUAUGCUUUGCAUUGAUCAGAUAUUACACUAAGUGAGUAGAAAUAAGUAAGAGUUAUAUGAAUGCAUGUGCAUGCGUACCCCCAAAACAUUGAAGUUAGACAAGAGUAAUUAAGUAGAAACAGAGUCUAUCUCUAAGUAGGAAUUACAAUUAUGUAUACCGUGCUUGUCUGUCAUUAUUGUUUGGAAUCUUUGUUCCCUUGACCACAAUGAAUAUAUUAUACACACAUGCAUUGACAUGUGUCAAUGAUAAAAAAAUUCACAUCCUCCUAAUAAGGCUUGAAAUGCAGUGAGAGAUUUAUUGUGAAUACGCUUAUCACAUGUGACACACCCAUUAACUGUACUAGUGUAGGGCAACGCCCAACAAACAAAUCUUAAGAGAUACAAUAGUGACCAACUAAAGUAGCACAAAACGAAAACCACACAACAAUGAGUGAGUACGAUGACUUUGAUCAAAUGGCUGAUGAAGCAGCUGAUAAAACGGACAUAAGCCGUACACCACGACCAGUAGCACGACCUAGCAGCUACCAAUUCCAAGAAGAAGAAGAACCACCAUUAAAGCAAAGAUCGUGUUGUAGGUGCUCACUACCUCUGCUGCUGAUUGUGCUACUGUUUGCACUAGUGCUCGGUCUUGCUGGUAUAGCAGGCUUCAAUCUCUAUCGUAACCUUACCAACCACAUCAGGCUCGCUGAAGUGGAGAUAGAAGCUCAACAACAAUCCAAUACUGUCAUCGAGGUUUUCAACGGUACCAACAACCACGAGGUGGAAGUCGCUCUGAAUAUCCUGAGGCAAAACGUGACUGCUGAGUUCAAUCGAAUUUCGUCUGAUUUGAACGCUUUGAAAACCAAUGCUUCGGGUAAUUUUGCACAGAUCCAAGCAAAUAUCGACAGCUUUGUGAACGACGUUGCAAACAGAUUCAGUGAUAUUGAGAAUUCCACGCUAGCAAAAUCGGAGCUGCUUGGCGUGGAGACAAAGCUGAGUGAUUUGGAGGGUCGUGUUGAUGAGAUAGAUAACGUGCUGUCAUCGGGUGUCAUACUGAUAAGCAAAUACUCACUAGUUGUGGGACUAGUCACUGUGUUGUGUGUCUACUUGUAAUUAGCCACUUUUUGUAAAGUACAGUUUUGUAACGUAAUUUAUUUGCAUUUGAUGUUGAGGGAGUGUGAA
Messenger RNA from Halichondria panicea, 4690 nucleotides. RefSeq names its product myosin-10-like. The coding region runs from base 2314 to 3564 and encodes 416 amino acids. The transcript has a single exon. Lineage: Eukaryota; Metazoa; Porifera; Demospongiae; Suberitida; Halichondriidae. The record is from RefSeq and is a predicted model, not a curated record.